AUGUCUUCGGAAUCCCAUUCAACAUCAAAGGCUGUCCGAGCGGAGAGUAUAGCGGCGGCAGCUCAGGAUCGAGAAACUCUCCCAUCAUGGAAAUGGAAUGGCAGCCUCGCUGUCGUACUUCUGACGUGCUUGAUUCAUGGGUACGAUGUCAGCAAUGUUGCGAACAUACAGCCUCAUCUGUACGAGGCCUUUGGCGACAUCAAGCUUCUUCCAUGGAUAGCGCUCUCAUACACGCUCGCCGUCUUUGCGGUGCUUUCCCUGUCCCGAAAAAUCAUAUACUGUUUCAAUCUGCGUUGGAUCUACAUCGUUUGUAUUGGAAUCUUUCUGGCCGGCGCUGCUAUCGGGGGAUCUGCUCACAGCAUGUCAACCGUCAUUGUUGGGCGGAUCGUUAUGGGAAUUGGUGGAGCGAUGAUAUACCAAACCAACCUCACCUUCGUCUCCGUCUUUGCUACCCCGAGCAAAACCCAACUCUUGAUCGGCGGGCUCAGCGUAUCCUGGGCAGUUGGCCUCAUCGUCGGCGGCCCCAUCGGUGCCGCUCUGGCUGAGAAUCCAGAUACAACCUGGCGCUGGGCAUUCUACAUGAACCUUCCAUGGAUGGGACUUGCUCUUGUGGGUGCCAUCCUCUGCUUCCCGAGUAUAUAUCUCGGGCCGAAUGUUCCAUUGCAUCGCCGGAUACUUGAUAUGGAUCCCGUGGGUAUUGCUUUCAACAUGGCUUGCCCAGUUUUGUUUUCACUCGGUCUGGAAUUCUCAGGUCCCGUGUGGGCUUGGGGCAGUGGUCCCUCGAUUGCCGUCUGGGCGAUCUUCGGCGUCGUCCUCGCUGCAUGGAUGGCUCAACAAUACUUUUGCAUCUUCACCACCGCCGAGCAGCGCGCAAUCCCAGUCCACUUGAUGCCGCGUCUCGACCUGGUUUCUCUGUGGCUUGCAUCCGGCUGCGCAGGCGUGGCAUACGCCAUCACCCUCUACUACGUGCCUCUCUUCUUUGCCUUUGCGCGCGGCUACGACGCGCUCCAGCAAACCGUGCGUACCCUCCCGUUUAUCCUCGUCUUCAUCGGCACCGUGAUACUGAUCGCUGGCGUCCUCCCGAUCAUUGGCCGGUACGGCAUCGUCUACCAACUUGGCGGCAUGGCCAUGCUCGCUGGAGCCGGCGCUAUGGCAGCAAGUCUCAGUCCCACGACAUCUGAGUCCCAUGUGAUGGGCUUCGAGGCUCUUAUCGGCAUUGGGCUGGGGUUCACAUUCCAGCACGGUGUGGGCAUCUCCAACGUCAUCAAUAAGAGUGCGCGGGAUCGCGUCGACAGUGCGACGCUUUUGCUCAUGGCUCAGAUGGGCGCCAUUGCCAUCAGCCUGUCCAUCGCCGGCUCGAUAUUUCAGAAUGUCGGAGAAAGCCUGCUAGCUGAGGCGCUAGGUGACCGUGGGGUUUCUCAGGAGGACAUUCGGCAGGCGCUUGCUGGUGUUUCGUCGUCGGUGUGGGGCGCUCUUGAUUCUGAGGCGCUUGAGCGGGCCCUUGGCGCUGUUACACAUGUCCUUGCCCUCGAGUUCUAUCUUGUGGUGGCAGCCGGGGCGUUGUGCGUCGUUUGUGGAGGGAUGAUGGGUUGGAAGAAACUGGAUUAUCAGCGGGAGCGAAAAGAGUCUACCCUCGUCUGA
Messenger RNA from Aspergillus clavatus NRRL 1, 1641 nucleotides. Its product is annotated as putative MFS transporter. Gene Ontology annotation, biological process: transmembrane transport. NCBI's taxonomy places the organism in Eukaryota, Fungi, Ascomycota, Eurotiomycetes, Eurotiales, Aspergillaceae. The transcript is spliced from 3 exons. Gene Ontology annotation, molecular function: transmembrane transporter activity. The coding region runs from base 1 to 1641 and encodes 546 amino acids. The record is from RefSeq and is a predicted model, not a curated record.